Messenger RNA from Tilletiopsis washingtonensis, 1788 nucleotides. Its product is annotated as dihydroxy-acid and 6-phosphogluconate dehydratase. The transcript has 15 exons. Gene Ontology annotation, molecular function: dihydroxy-acid dehydratase activity. NCBI's taxonomy places the organism in Eukaryota, Fungi, Basidiomycota, Exobasidiomycetes, Entylomatales. Gene Ontology annotation, cellular component: mitochondrion. Bases 1 to 1788 code for a protein of 595 amino acids. The record is from RefSeq and is a predicted model, not a curated record. Gene Ontology annotation, biological process: branched-chain amino acid biosynthetic process.
AUGGAGGUCGAGCUCACCAACCCGCGCGUGCCCGCCGCCGGCAGCGGCAACGGCGCCGCGCCUAUCCUGAACCGCCAGUCGCGCCACCUGACGCAGAACCCGGAGCGCGGCGGUGCCCAGGCCAUGCUGCACGCCGCCGGCCUCACGGUCGCCGACCUCGACAAGGCGCAGGUGGGCAUCAGUGCCGUGUGGUGGGAGGGCAACCCGUGCAACUCGCAUCUGCGCGAACUGGCCGACUGGGUCAAGGAGAGCUGCACUAAGGAGGGCCUUGUGGGUCUGCAGUUCAACACCAUUGGCAUCUCCGACGCCAUCACGAUGGGCACAGCCGGCAUGCGCUACUCGCUACCCUCGCGCGAGAUCAUUGCCGACUCGAUCGAGAGCGUCAUGCUGGGCCAGUACUACGACGGCAACAUCUCCGUCGUCGGCUGCGACAAGAAUCCGCCGGGCGCGCUCAUUGCUGCCAUGCGACACAACCGGCCAACUCUGCUCGUCUGGGGCGGCACCAUCGCUCCGGGCACGUUGCGCAUCGACAUUCCCUCGCUGGGCCGCAAGAAGGGCGACGACAUCCAGAUUUCCGACACCUUCGAAGCGGCAGGCGCGUUCGCCGUUGGCCGCAUCAACGACGAGGAGCGGGCUGCGAUUGUGCGGGAAAGCUGCCCUGGGCCAGGAGCUUGCGGCGGCAUCUACACGGCGAACUCCUUUGCGACGUUCAUGGAGACGACGGGCAUGAUCCUGCCUGGAACGGCAGCGACACCAGCCACGCACCCAGCAAAGCGAGCCGAGUGCCUGCGGACCGGCGCGGCCAUGCGCAACCUCCUUGCGCUGGACCUCAAGCCGCGAGACAUUCUGACGCGUCAGGCCUUCCUCAAUGGCCUCGUGAUGAACACCAUCAUUGGUGGCUCGACGAACCUCGUGCUCCACCUGCUCGCCAUCGCCAAGGCGGGCGAUGUUCAGCUCAGCAUCGACGACUUCCAGACCAUCACUGAGAAGACGUCGUUUCUGGCGGACAUGAAGCCCUCAGGGCGCUAUGUGAUGACCGACCUGUUCAACAUCGGCGGCAUAGCGCCGCUGAUGAAGUACGUCGGCGAGUCACGGCCAGACCUGCUCAACCUCGACGUCUUGACGUGCACCGGACGGACGUUGCGCGAGAACCUCGCCAAUGUUCCCUCGCUCACGUUCGACCACCAAGACGUGAUCCGGCCGCUCGAGAAUCCCAUCAAGGAGACUGGACACAUUCAUAUCAUGCGCGGCAACCUGUGCCCCGGCUCAGCGGUCGCCAAGCUGACGGGCAAGGAGGGUCUGGAGUUCACGGGCACGGCCAAGUGCUUCGACCAGGAGCAAGGCAUUGUCGAGGCUAUUCGUGCCGGCGCGAUCGGGCCCGGCAACGUGCUCGUCAUCCGCUACCAGGGUCCGCGAGGCGCGCCGGGCAUGCCCGAGCAGCUUGAGAGCACAGCGGCGGUGAUGGGCGCCGGUCUCGGCAAGACGACAGCUCUGAUCACCGACGGCCGCUUCAGCGGUGCCUCGCACGGCUUCUGCGUUGGGCAUGUCGUGCCGGAGGCGAUCAACGGCGGGCCUAUCGCGCUCGUAGAGGACGGCGACAAGAUCUCCAUCGACGCCAAGACGCUCACCAUUACGCUGCACGUCGACGACGAGGAGCUGAAGCGCCGCUUUGCCAAGUGGGACGCGGACCCGUCGAAGAAGGAACUCAAGGUGAAGCGUGGCACGCUGUACAAGUACGCACACACCGUCGCCGAUGCGUCGCAGGGCGCCGUGACGGACUUCUUCUAG